AUGGGAAAUAAUGUGAACAAAGACGAUCAAGACAAUAAGGAAGUGAAAUCGGAUGCAACUAAAGAAAAAAGCGAGAAAGAUACAUCAUCUAAUGAAAACAGCAUUAAUACUUGUGCUGGAGGUCUGACUGAAAGUGAAAUGAAAAAACUUCAAGAAGAGCUUGAUGCAGCAAAGGAAGAAAACAGUUUUAGUACAUCAUCAAGAUGUACGAUUGCUUAA
Clunio marinus is the source of this 219-nucleotide messenger RNA. The record is from the annotation of a GenBank genome assembly. Lineage: Eukaryota; Metazoa; Arthropoda; Insecta; Diptera; Chironomidae.